AUGAAACUGAAGAUCAACGACAAGAUAUUGGCGCGGAAAAUCCAAUUGUCGUCGUCGCCCACCACCGUCCUUAACCCUUCUCGUCGGUUCCUCUAUCCGCCUCAUAUCCGGCGCAUCAGUGCGGUUCUACUACAGACUCGUGAUAGACUGGCGGUUACCGGCCCUUUCAAUCGCAUCAUUCCGGCGGCAGACUUGGCGAUGAUGCCCAUCCAAAGAUCUGGCGUAUCGCGGUCUGUAUCUGACUUUGUUCCGAUAAUCACAUCCGUCGUCUCCAUCAUAUCCAGUGCGAUGGCUAGUACACUGCUCUCCCCGAUGGAAGGCGGCGGACGCGGUGACGUUUUCUGGGCUCCUCCUUAA
This is a messenger RNA of Linum trigynum, 357 nucleotides long. The record is from the annotation of a GenBank genome assembly. Lineage: Eukaryota; Viridiplantae; Streptophyta; Magnoliopsida; Malpighiales; Linaceae.